Molecule: messenger RNA, 1437 nt
Organism: Dentiscutata heterogama
Lineage: Eukaryota; Fungi; Glomeromycota; Glomeromycetes; Diversisporales; Gigasporaceae
Source: the annotation of a GenBank genome assembly
AUGUUGCAUAACCGUGUGUCAACACCUAUAAAUUUGAACAAACAUCUUUACAAACGACAAUUCUCUAGUUUAACCAAUAAUACAACUUUCAUCGCAUUGAUGAUAGUCAUCGCGGUAAUACUUGGAUUACUUUUAAUUUUUGUAAUUGUUCUUUAUCGACAAAGAAGAAACCGGAGACGUAUUUCAGACUCGAGACUGAAGCCAUUGCAACUUGUCCAAAAUGAACCUUCAUUGAGACAUGGAAAACAUAGUAAUAAUAAAAGCAAUAAAUUUAGAAAGGACAAUCGUUAUAGUCUUCCGGCUACCAAGUCUAAUGUCGCAGUAAAUGUUAGAAAAAUUGAAAUAAGAUUGAGUAUGCCAGUAGAAUUGGCUAAGCCCAUCAAAGAAUACACAUAUUAUCAAGUUGAGUCGAAAAAAGGCCAGUCUUCUGAACCUGUCCAAUUUGUUUCUGCCAUGAAAAAAAUUCAAAAGAUUCGACCUCCAGUACCCAUCCCUAAAUCUCAAUCAAUACCUCAUUAUAAUAAUUCUUUAGUUAUCUGGUCUUUCAAUAAUUCCACAAAUGAUCAUUUGGUUUCAUGGUCUAAAAUUGGUCACCAUUUUAAAUUUGUAAAUAUCACUAGGCUUAUUACUACAAGAAUUCGCUCUUUGAUCGGUGCAUCGCAACAAUCGAUUCAUCGCAAUUUCUAUCUUGAUAUACCACAACAAAUUUCAUGUGAGAAGUGGUUUGAACUUUUACAUGAUAUUAUCUCAAAAAUUGUUGAUGAUAUAUUACGCGAAAAAUAUGAAUUUCUGUCUAUAAAAAGACAUGAAAUUUAUGAUUUGGUCACUCGCAUAGCUAAGGAUGUAAUCAAAGAAUAUACAGAGUCUGAAACUCGACUCGUCCCGAAUUAUGCUCUUCUUUCAAGUGGUGCACGCGUAAUUCCUCACCUGACUUCUAGUGAAUAUGUUGGAUAUCCGGAUGAAUUCGUUAAACGUCAGGUAUCGAAAAUGUUUAAUAUCAAGCCUAUCCAAUCAAAACCGGCAAAGAUCGUCUUAACAUCGAACAAUGAGGCAGGAAACUGCUUUUGUUUUACCGGUACUCACGGUCAACUUGCAAUUCAUUUAAGUCACAAUAUAAAAGUGACUUCAAUCACUUACGAACAUUUAAAUCCCGCAUUGGCCUUGGAUCCGGAUGACAUGCGACGUGCACCAAAGUCUUUCGAAAUUGUUGGCAUCUCUGUUGAUUCUCAAGAGAAACAUGAUGAAUAUAUUCAACUUGGUAGUUUCGAUUAUGAACUUGAUGGUCCUCCUGCCCAAAAUUUCGAAAUAAAUCAUCCAAAUUUGGAGUUAUUGCCAGUAAUGAAGGCUGUUGUCUUAAAAAUUAAGGGCAAUUGGGGUGAUGAUGAACUCACAUGCUUAUAUCAAGUGAAGGUUCAUGGAUAUAUUUCAAAGAUAUAA